GCUUUCACACCUUGAGCACCUGCUCCUUCUUUCCACUUUGCUCGGGUCUUGUUUUCACACCCUCCCUCAUUUUCCUUCUUUGAAGCUUCAACUGCUGCCCUUCUCUCUCUCUCUCUCUCUCUCUCUCUCCCUGGAAACUGGUGGUUCUUUAGGAGGAGAGGAGAGGUGCAAAUUGUUGAUCUUUUCUUGGCUUCUCCUACAUGGGGUGUUGCUUGAGUGCAAGAAUCAAAGCUGACAAUCUAUUUCCCACAGGGGGAAAACAAGGGAAUGUCUCGGGGGGUUCGAGCCGCAAGGUCUCAUCCUAUUCGGGGCCUCAAACUUCUCGGACAGAGGAUGAGAUAUUGGAGUCAUCCAAUUUGAAGAGCUUCAGCUAUAAUGAACUCAGGGUGGCGACCAGGAACUUCCGGCCCGACAGUGUGUUGGGUGAAGGAGGUUUCGGGAGUGUUUACAAGGGAUGGGUCGAUGAACAAACCUUCGCUGCAACCAAGCCUGGAAGUGGCAUUGUCAUUGCGGUCAAGCGGCUUAACCAAGAAGGUUUCCAAGGUCACAAGGAGUGGUUGACCGAAAUAAAUUACUUGGGGCAGCUGUAUCACCCUAAUCUAGUGAAACUGAUUGGUUUUUGCUUGGAGGAUGAGCACCGGCUUCUGGUUUAUGAAUUCAUGCCUCGAGGCAGCUUGGAAAAUCAUCUGUUCAGGAGGAAUUCCUACUAUCAGCCACUAUCUUGGAAACUCCGCAUAAAGAUUGCGCUUGGUGCUGCCAAAGGUGUCGCAUUUCUUCAUAGUGAUGAGGCCAAAGUGAUAUAUCGAGACAUUAAGCCAUCCAACAUCUUGUUGGAUUCGGAUUACGAUGCAAAACUUUCCGAUUUUGGAUUGGCCAAGGAUGGGCCGACAGGCGACAAAAGCCAUGUCUCUACAAGAAUAAUGGGUACCUUUGGAUAUGCUGCUCCAGAAUAUAUGUCCACAGGGCAUCUCAGUCAAAAGAGUGACGUCUACAGCUUCGGGGUUGUCCUCCUCGAAAUGCUAUGUGGCAGGAGAGCGGUGGACAAAAACAGGCCGGCGGGAGAGCACAACUUAGUUGAAUGGGCCAGACCUCACCUCACGAGCAAACGGAAGAUUCUCCAAGUGAUGGAUCCUCGUAUUCAAGGGCAGUACUCAUUGGGCGUGGCCCUGAAAUUAGCGAAGCUCGCAAUCUGUUGCCUCUCAACUGAACCUAAGUGCAGGCCGACUAUGAACGAGGUGGUCAGAGCAUUGGAGCAACUUCAGGCCUCCGAAGAGGUAAAGGCUAAUGAAACUUCAUCAGAAGUGCAACACCCUUCAAGUUCGAGCGACGACUCCAAACAUCCUAGAAGCACCAAUGACAAUAGUAAAGAACACAAUGCGCUUCAAUGAAUGACAUGGUUUGUAGAGUUACGCCACACUGGGAGGCGGUUUUUGAACUCGCCAUAGCUACACUCACCGAACAAGUCUUCGGUUUGGAAGCUGAAGAGCAUAGAGAAUUAUGAUCCCCGGAUCGUUGUCGAUCCCAUUUUCUCAGUGCCUCGCUGCCGAAUCCUGAAGAGAGGAUAUUUUAUCUGGUUGUAUGUUAUUCCUGCAUAGCUGAUAAUAUCAUCCACUUGCUGUGUAUACAUGUUUGUUGUUCCUCACUAGUAAUGAAUACCAACUUUUGCCUUGCUGAUGUAAA
Messenger RNA from Syzygium oleosum, 1680 nucleotides. RefSeq names its product receptor-like cytoplasmic kinase 176. Gene Ontology annotation, molecular function: protein kinase activity; ATP binding. Gene Ontology annotation, biological process: protein phosphorylation. The record is from RefSeq and is a predicted model, not a curated record. Lineage: Eukaryota; Viridiplantae; Streptophyta; Magnoliopsida; Myrtales; Myrtaceae. The coding region runs from base 201 to 1388 and encodes 395 amino acids. The transcript has 6 exons.